Messenger RNA from Antechinus flavipes (yellow-footed antechinus), 7299 nucleotides. It is a transcript of the gene USP45, whose product is annotated as ubiquitin specific peptidase 45. Lineage: Eukaryota; Metazoa; Chordata; Mammalia; Dasyuromorphia; Dasyuridae. The coding region runs from base 117 to 2564 and encodes 815 amino acids. The transcript has 18 exons. Gene Ontology annotation, biological process: protein deubiquitination. Gene Ontology annotation, molecular function: cysteine-type deubiquitinase activity; zinc ion binding. The record is from RefSeq and is a predicted model, not a curated record.
CCCGGCGUGGCGACGUCGACGUCGUCCCGGUCUCGUGUUCCGAGGGGGCAUCGGCGGCCGGGGAGGCUUGAAGGGCUUUGAGCUGCAGCGGGCUCGGCCGGCUCUGCAAGUAACAGAUGCGGGUGAAAGAUCCAUCCAGGGCUGUUUCUGAAAAAACCAAAAGAAACAGAAGGCCUAAUACUCCUCCAGAUGAAGACUCGUCAGAUGACAUUGCUGCAGGUUUAACUUGCCAACAUGUAAGUCAAGCUGUUAGUGUCCACCAUGUGAAGAGAGCAGUAGCUCAGAAUUUAUGGUCAGUUUGUUCAGAAUGUUUAAAGGAAAGAAGGCUUUGUGAUGGAGAGUCAAUAAAACCAGAUAUUUGGUUGUGCCUCAAGUGUGGUUUUCAGGGAUGUAGUCAAAAUUCAGAAGAUCAGCAUUCUUUGAAACAUUUCCAGACUUCUCGCACUGAGCCCCAUUGUAUUAUCAUCAAUCUUAGCACAUGGAUUAUAUGGUGUUAUGAAUGUGAUGAAGAAUUAUCAACACAUCGUAAUAAAAAGGUUUUGGCUCAAAUAGUUGAUUUUCUACAGAAGCAUGUUUCUAAAACAGAAGCAAGUUCAUUUUCCAAAGUAAUAAGGCUUUGUGAAGAAAAAUGUGAAGCAGGUGAAAUAUGGAAAGGAAAAUGCCAAAUCAGCAGUUUGCCGGCUUCUGUAAAAGGAAUUAAUAACUUGGGAAACACUUGCUUUUUUAAUGCUGUCAUGCAAAACUUGGCUCAGACUCACAUGCUCAAUGAACUGAUGUAUGAGGUCAAGGAAAAGGGGACAAAGUUAAAAAUUUUUCAUACUUCAGAUCCUCAAUUGGAUCCACUAGUGGUAAACCUGUCAAGUCCUGGAACUCUGACAUCAGCUAUGUUCCUAUUCCUUCACAGCAUGAAGGAGCCUGGGAAAGGCCCACUUUCUCCUAAAGUCCUGUUUAACCAGCUUUGUCAGAAGGCCCCACGAUUUAAAGGUUUCCAACAGCAGGACAGUCAGGAACUUCUACAUUAUUUACUGGAUGCAAUGAGAAUAGAAGAAACAAAGAGAAUACAAACUGGCAUUUUAAAAGCAUUUAAUAAUCCAACUACUAAAACUGCAGAUGAGGAAACUAGGAAAAAAAUCAAAGCAUAUGGAAGAGAGGGUGUGAAGAUGAACUUCAUAGAUAGGAUCUUUGUUGGUGAAUUGACUAGCACAGUCAUGUGUGAGGAAUGUGAAAACAUCUCAGCCAUGAAAGAGCCUUUCAUUGAUCUUUCACUUCCUAUAAUAGAAGAAAGGGUGUCAAAACCUGUUCCAUUGGGGAGAACAAAUAAAUGUAAGAGUUUACAAGAGGCAGACCUAGAUCAGUACAACUGUACUACUGCUACUACAAUGAAUAAUCAUCUAAAAAGUACUAGGAAACACUCCUUAACUAAAGAUAAGAAUCAGCUAAAUUAUGAAAGAAGACUUGUAAGAAAAUCAUCAUCUGGGGAAGAAGAGAAAAUUCCUGUUAUCAUGCAUCAGAAAAAUGGAAACCUUGAAAUAAAUGGAGACACAAGUAGGGUGUCUGAGACUACAGCAAAUGCAAGUCAGACUGAUGGAAGUGAGAAAGAAGUCAGCCAUUCAGAAAGCAGCGUUGAUGCUGACAGUGAGGCUUCAGAAUGUGAAAGUGCUUCAAAGCAAACCAUUUCUGUUAGACCCAAUAGUUUAUCUUUUUUGCAUGAAGGUAUGCCUACCCAUUCAUCAAUGGUCUCUGAACUUCCAUUUGCAGUUGCCAAUGAGAGUGGUAAGGAAAUGAUCACUGAAGCCAUUGCCAAACUCAGUUUAAGUGACUCUGUAACUAGAGGUACAGAACUUAACAAUGAACAUCAGCCAUUAAAUUUUUCAAGUAAUUCAUUAUGUUCAGUGGAGAAGUAUACAUUAUCCCAUGGCCCCCAAAAUGCUUUCCAAACCCUUUCUCAGAGCUAUACAACUUCUUCCAAAGAAUGUUCAAUUCAGUCCUGUCUCUACCAGUUUACAUCUGUGGAAUUACUAAUGGGAAAUAACAAGCUUUUAUGUGAGAAUUGUACCGAAAAGAAACAGAUGUACCAAAAGAAAAUCAACUCUACAGAAAAGAAGCCAGAAGGUGUGUAUACCAAUGCAAGGAAACAGUUGCUCAUUUCUGCUGUUCCAGCUAUUCUUAUUCUCCAUCUUAAAAGAUUUCAUCAGGCUGGUUUGAGUCUCCGAAAAGUCAACAGACAUGUGGAUUUCCCACUUGUGCUAGAUUUAGCACCCUUUUGUUCUGUUACCUGCAAGAAUGUAACCAGUGGGGAGAGAGUUCUCUAUGGUCUUUAUGGAAUAGUGGAACAUAGUGGCUCAAUGAGAGGAGGCCAUUAUACAGCUUAUGUGAAAGUCAGAACUUCCAAGAAAUCACUGGACCAUGUUGUUGGAAAUAAAAAUAUCCACGGUUUAAAAGAAACAACGGGAGCAUCAACAGGACAGUGGGUGCAUGUUAGUGAUACUCAUGUGCAAAUGGUUCCAGAAUCCAGAGCACUUAAUGCACAGGCGUACCUUCUUUUUUAUGAAAGGAUAUUAUAGUGAUCAUUGUUCAUAAUUGUUAAAAAAAAAAAAAAAAGUUAAUGAUUAUUUAGACCACCUUUAUUUAAAUGCUGCAGGGGUAAACUGAAUAUGUAGUGUAUUUUUAUUAUGUUUUUUCUUUCAUAUAAUUUAUUACAUCCCUUAGAUAGACCUGAAUUUCUAAAAAGUUUGCCAUUUAUUCCCUUUUAAAAUGUUUUUUUUUCCCUCAAAACUUUAAUGUUCCAACUCCUGUAAAUCAAAUCUAUAAUAGCUGCUUUUUCUAAAGUUAUGUUAAAAAAAAAAAUCAAUUAUCCUUGGUACCUGCAGCCCUUGAGUUCUUGGGUAGUAUAAUUUAAUGAUACUAGAAUUUGUUUCAUUAUUACAUAGAUUUAGAUUUUUGCAAAUUACUAUAUCCUAUAACACAACUACUAACAGUAAAAUCUAACAAACAUAACAUGAAGUUUAGAUGCCUUCCUUUUUGCCAAAUCUUGUAUAUGGUUUCAACUUUUUUUUUUAGUAGUAGGUUUAUUAACAAGUAAUUGGCUUUCUGCUUUGAUUUUUUUGAGAACUAAAAGUAUAGAAAAAAAAAUUUGUCCAAGUUUAUGUUCUCAGCCAACAUGUGAUAGAUUUUGAAGAAUAUCCUACAUGUGGAUCACCAAACAAAAUUUUAUAUGUCAUCAGCUUGUAAUGGAUUCCCAAUGGAUAGUUGUCAAUUCAUUUAGUACUUACAGGAAAAUUGCUAGGUUACAUUUUAAAGUUAUCAAAAUUGUAUUCUUUAUAGUAUUCUCUACAAAAAUUUUGUAGUCUUAUAUUUUAAUAAAUAUUGACUUAGGCUUUUAGCAAGAGGAGUUAUGAGAUCAUAAUUCCUUUCUUUACUCAGUAUAUCAUAUACAUUCAAGUUGGGCUAACUUUAAUUUAAUUAAAUUUAAUGUUAGCUUUUCUGAUUGUUUCUUAUAUACAAGUAUUUUGGGAAUAGUUUUUUCUUUGACCUUGUGACUACUAGGAAGUAUUGCAUUUUUUCUUCUUUUUUUAUAAAUGCAAAUAAUAGCUAUGUCAAAAGGAAAAAAGAAAAUAUAAGUAAAACUAAAUCUAUUUAUUGUAUCCUUGACCUGAAAAGUAUUAAAAUUACUUCUCAGGGUUAGUUUUUUUUUUUUUUUAAGGUAUUCAGGAUACUUUUUUUUCCCCCAACCACAGGAAUGUUGUACACAAUUUUCUUUAUUACAAAUGAGCCCAUAAUCAUCAUUUAACUAUAAAAAUUUGAUUUCACUCUCACUUUUAAAAAUUCAAUGACUAGAAGGCAUCAAUUUCCAAUAAAAUAAUUUGUCACCAAAAAAAACCCACUCACAUAGCACAUGACAAAUCAAAAUUUUACAUUGCCUAAUAAUAGAAGUAAGUUAAGGUAGUGUUUUCUUUUAAAUUCCCUUUGCUUUACACAGCCAUUUUAAUGGUAUGUCAUUGAUGCCAAUUAUAUAAGAUUAGAGUGCCCUAAUCAAAUACAUAAGGAAUUAAUAGCUGUCACUAUCCAGAUAAUCUGUUAAAUGUUCAUCUUCUAAAACAUUUUCUUUCUGAGAAGAAAGAUAGGAAAUAUUGAGAAAUAUGAGUUAAAAAGUUAUAGUUGUGAAUUGGGCUGCUACCUCUUUAGACCAUGACUCUGACAAAGAAAUAUGAAAUAGACCUUUUAGUAACUUACUGACUACUAAAGUUAUGAUUAAUUUUUAAGCUUUUGAUAGAAUCCAAGAUAUGGGGCUUGAAUAGUAUAGACUUUUGACAGUUUGUUUUUUCUUAUAAGCAUUAACAUUUACAUUUCAAUUGCAUUUUUAUGUUCUGAAUUUUUAGUCAUUUGAGAGGUAGAUAUACACAUGCUAAUAUUUGGUUGGGGGUGAGAGAGAAGGCUGCAUAAUCUGGAAAAGCUAAGCUUUUUUUAAUUAUCAAAAUUAUGAUCCAGUAAAAUACAUCCUAAUACAAGGAGAUACUAAGAAAGUGUAGUGGGUUUAUUUAGUUUAAUUAUUAGUAUGUUAUCUAUUUGCUGAUAUAGCUAUUUCUUUUUGAUGAUGCUAAGUAUCAAUUAUCUCUGUUUCUAAACCUACCAGACCAUUACUAGCAAUUUCACAUUUCUCAAGAGAUAAGUGACUAUAGAAUUUCUGUUGAAAAGUUAUUUCCUACUAUGUUAGGUUGAGUUUUUUUAAAGAAAACCAGAGGCAACCUUUCUUACUUCAUAUCUAUUCACUUAUACAAAUGAAGCCCGAGAUAAUAAUGGAUUAUCUCAGGAAGGUCAAAAGCUAAAAGAAAUAAAGAAUUCUUCCCAGCCAGAUGAAGCAAAGUAAGUACAGAGAAUAAAAAAUUUCCAGCCCCUACUUAGUAUUAGUGAUUAAUUCAUCAAAUAGUUUCUCAAGCAUUGAUUUGAUUACUACUGCAUACAUUUUAUAAUCAUAGAAUUUUAGAGCUAAAAGAGGCUUUAGUGAUUUGAUCCAUGGGUUGCCAAGGCCAUCAUAGAUGUUUACUUUUAUGCAACUUUUAGUGUUUUGACUCAUUAACAGGCAAAAGCCUUAACUAUUAGGAAUAAUGAAUUACUGAACUUAAGAACUUUUAUAUUCCAUAUCCCUUGAGGGGAAAGAUUGUGGAAUCAUAGUGUCCCAAAAGGAGGGGUUACUCUAAGGAGCUACUCUCAGUCAAGCUCUUAUUCAACAUAGGAAUGGAAUGGGUAGGAUUUGCUUUUGGCUUGACACUACCUGUAAUUCCUCCUGUCUUAUACCUCAUUCCCUCAGAGCCAGGUGUUCUCUGCCUUUGACAGCUACUUUAAGAAAUUUGUACAGAUAUGCUAAUUGGUGAGAAGUUUUGGGAGUUCUCCAUUGCCCAUCUUCCAUUUAAAAAUGUGUAAACUGAACGUGAAGUUGAUGUAAAAUCUCUGACAUCAAUUAUUUUUUAAAAGUUAUUUUCGAAAAAUAAAAAAGGCUCUUUUCCCUUAAAAGGGUAUUGAUCCCUGAUGUAGUCCAGUCUACUUACUUUACAGACAAAAGAAAAAAAAAAAGAAAGACUGAGAAAUUAACUGAUUUUAGUUGAUUUGUUCUGGCUUACUCUUCUCAUAGUGGGAGAACUGGAACCAGGACCUAAUUCUCAUGACUUGAAUUCCCUGUGAUCCUUUCUAUUCAACCCUGCUGCAUGUUUACCCAUGUAUUCUGGGUUUGACAUUUUACCUCAGUAUUCUGAAAACAGCUCUAGUUUUUUUAUAGUUGACUUAGCAGAUAUUUUAGUAUGCAAAAGCCUGAGUGGGUUUUAUUUAUUAUUCCAGAAAUAACAUGGAAGAAUAGUGGUUCACUUUUAAUUUUCUUAACUUUUAACUGAUUAUGAAAUCUUUAAUCUGUGUGACCUUGAGUUUAGGGGCUUUCUUUUCUUAUUAUGCAGAGUCCAGAAUAUUCAUCUUCUGAAUAGAAAAGAUCUUAUUUUAUUAAGAAUAUAAUAUGCUGGUAAUGGCUUUUAUACGGAGAAAGCACAUAUUUAUUCUAUUUAUCAUACAUAGUACAUUUUUAAAUGUAAUUUUUCUUUUAAAUUUUACCAAAGUUUAUUCCAUGCAGUCUUACCAAUUGAAAAAUAUUUACCUUCAAGGAUACUUAAGUAAAAGUGGAAGGACAUUACAAUAAGGAUAUCCCCUCCCAUACCCCUCCCCCCACCAAAGGCAGGACAAGAAAUUGGAAAUUUUAGAGAUACUUGACUCAACUGCCAUAAUCUAGAAUUCUGCCCUUAGCUGAAUGAAAGCCUCAGUAACUGAGGUUAAAAAUUAGUUUAUAAUAUAUGCUUGACUAUGCUUUUAUCACCCUAACUUAAUUUUUUUUGGUAUUUAAGUGGUAAAAUUAUGACAGUAUCAAUUACAUAUAUUUGCUAGAAAAAAACAGUAUUGCUUACUGUACUCAAGAUUUUACCAUUUUAAAAUAAAACUUAAAAGAUAUUUUCUUCAGACAUUAUUUUUUUAGAUGACCAGAAACAGGUGUGUUAGAAGACAGAUUGUGAUAAACCAUACAUACAAAGGAUAAGUUUUCUGUGAAUUUGGAUUUGAAAACAACUAUUUAGUUGUAUAUUUGAUAGCUUGCAUCCUAUCUGUGAUUAUUGACAUCAGGACUCAAAUACAUACAUGCUGAAUAUAGCUUCAAUAUAUAUCUUAAUGUGAGAAGUAAAAAUUGAGUUAAUGUCUGAUUUUUUUAAUAGAAUCCUUAAAUAUUCAGCCUUUUUCUAAGUUCCUUUUCACACAAAUAAUCUCCUCUGCAUGAUCUGUUAUUGAAUAAUCUUAGCAGAAUUUGUAUUUUAUGUGCAAUAAAACUGAACCUUCAGUUUAAUACUUAAUACAUCAUCAAAUUGAUUGUAUUUUUAGUUAUUUGAAAUGCUUAUUGUUAUUGUAAAGUUGCCAAGAGGAAAUGUAUUUAUAAUACAACAGAGACAGAUGAGAUAAGAAUAUAUUUUUAAUUUUCAGAAAUAUUUUAGAUUAGUUAUAAAUUCAUAUCUUUCAUUAUACUUGUAAUUUAAAACAUUCUGCAGUGUUUUAUAAAAGAUAAUCAUGCAUCUGAUUUACCAUAAUGAUUUUAUUGGGAAAAACAUGUACAUUCUUAAUAAAUAUUGGUUAAUUUGAUAUAUUUUAAGACUGAUGGAACAUAUUUGGCUUUGCAAAGAACAUGGUUGGAAAUAUUUUUGGCUACCACUGUUUCAUAUUUGUUACAAAGGAAGUUUUUACCACUUUUGUGGAUCCCUAAUUUCAUCACUGUGGACA